Messenger RNA from Helobdella robusta, 675 nucleotides. RefSeq lists its product as hypothetical. Lineage: Eukaryota; Metazoa; Annelida; Clitellata; Rhynchobdellida; Glossiphoniidae. The transcript is spliced from 2 exons. Bases 1 to 675 code for a protein of 224 amino acids. The record is from RefSeq and is a predicted model, not a curated record.
AUGAAUACUAAUUUCGAUUUUGCAAUAUCAGGUAUUGGAGAUAACUUUAUUAACCGAAGUAAAAAUAUCUUCGGCGAUUUAGAUAAAAUCGAAGCAAAUCACCACGAGAGCUACUUGAAAAAUCCCCAAGUCAUCAGUGAUUCGUCAGAUUUCAUGAAACCGGAUCCUGAACAAGAUGAUUAUUUAACAAACGUCUCCUCAAAAAAAUUCUCUAAACCGCAGAAAGAUGGAUUUAAAAUUCCGUCAGGUAAGCCACUGAAGAGUAGCGCAAAAGAGUGGCCACCCAAGGGAAGAGACAUGUCAAAAUGGACGGAAUACAGUCUUUCGGACGUUACUCCUAAUCAGAUGUCUGAAAGUGCAAACGUGCAGGCCAGUAAAGACGCUUUAAAAAGAAAUUAUCUCGAUAUUAGUAGUGAAAUUCAUGAAGAUGGCGAGGAAGACAACGAUGAUGACUCUCCUAAAAAGCACGUAUUCAGGAAACCUUCCCCAAAGAUUUCGUCAGAUUCUGAACAAAAAGUUCGCAAAUUAAACGAAAAUCAAAAAGUUUGCCUGCAUUUUGAAGAGAACGACAGCGACGAUGACAAUGACGAUAACAACAACAAUAAAAAUAAUUAUAAUAAAGAAAGUGUUUCAACAUCUCCAAAUGCUACUGUUUUAAAUACCGUAGAGGAAUAG